CCUGAUAAAGUGGGGAUGUAAUUGGCACUUUUGGCAGAUUUCUUGGAUGCCUUUGUAGAGAACGUAGUGAUUAUGAUUAUAUGCUCUUUGGUAGACAGUCAAAUUUAUUAAAAAAAAUAAACAUUAUGCUUGGCGUUUACUAAAAUAAAAUUAAACUUAACCUGCAAUGCUCGGUGCUCGCCACUUUAUUGGCUCUAAAGUAAACUAAAUUAUAUGACGUUAGUAUCCGCUAUUUUUUAAAACGAAACAGUCUUGUUUAUUUAACACGUGCUCCACAAGCUUUGUACCAUGGCGGACUCUACAAAUAUGUCAUUAGAUGACAUCAUACGAGCUAGCAGGUCACGUGGUAGAGGUGGCUCGAACAUACGCGGGCGAGGACGCGGGGGCAGGCGCGGGCGCGGUUCGGUCAGGCGGGGGCGAUCAGCGACUCGCGCGGAGGGAUUCGGGGCCGCAGGUGCGCGGUCUAGGUCCCGCUCGCGGUCGCGGUCGCAGGUGCGCCCGCGCGGCAGGGGCCGAGGCCGCGGACGCGGACGCUCGCAGUCUCGAUCUCGCCUGCAGCGGCGCUCCACUUCUCGGGCUAGAUCAGAAUCUCGCUCGCGCUCACAGCAGAGAGGACUGAUACCGAGAGGGAGAGCAGGAUUAGAAACUCAAAGUGUACCAUUACAAAGCAGAAUAGGCAGAUUUAGAGGUAGUGGUAAAAAAAGUCUUAGCCGUUCCCGUUCUACUUCCAAUGUACGCGGCGAUGUACGCAGCCGGCUCGGCGUGAAGCGCGGUGCGCUCGCGGCCGGCGCGCGCCGCCCGCUCGCCGUCGCCAAGAGAGGUAUCGCCAAGCGCGGCCGGGGUCUGACUACACGCAACAAAUACACUUCAGUAGGAUUGAGAUCUGAUCAAAUACUCAAAGAACAACUUAAUAAGAAAGCGCAAAAUUUGCUAUUCCAGGAUAAUAUCAUUCAAUCUCAAACAUUUACUCGGUCCAGGUCAAGAUCCAGAUCGAGAAAUAAUUCAUUAUCAAGGAAUAACUCACUGCCUCGGAGUAAUUCACGGUCUAGGAACAAUUCCUUCACCUCGGCAUCUCAGUUGACUGUCAGCGUGGCUAAUGAUCUAGCAAAGCGACGUCGACGUAAUAGCGUUGGCAAUCCUAAUUACUUAAAUAAACAGAGCCUCGUUCAGCUGAAUAAUCAACUGGGUGGAUAUAAACAGAGGCGAGGGCCCGGGAGCGUCUACUCUGUGGGGUCUAACCGGUCAACCCAGUCUAAUAGAUCGAACCGAUCAAACGCCAGCGCGCGCUCGACCCGCUCUCGAGGCCGCGGACGUGGACGCGGGCGCGGGCGCGGUCGGGGAAUCAGCCGUAACUUUGUCAAUAAACAGGUCCUCAAUAGCAAACUGCAGAAAGAAAUUGCUGCUAUUCAAGGAAAAGCAAACGGCAAUUCGAGUGAAGCGCCAGUGGGAAUAAACUUUACUCCUACGCCGGCAAGCACUGCGCAAACCUUGCAUCAAAGGUUUGCUAGUUCAUGAAUUUGAAGCAUUCAUUAUUGCUAAGACUCACGAAUUUUAAAAAGAUAAUGUCAUGUGUAUUGUGUAAGUAAGGCACCAUGGCACCAGCAGUUAUUGCUCUAUGUUGCCGAUUUCAUUAAAAGAUCAUCUUUUCACAAUCUACUUAAGUAAUAUUCGUUGUGAAUAUUUUUUGCCCACUAGUGUUAAAUGUACUUAUUGAUAAAAACAAUUAUAAGUGUAGGGGCGGACCUCGGACAUUGUUAUGCAGUUUUGUUCCUGUUGAAUUUGGGGUUACCGUGUACAGUCUUACAUUGCGUACCAAAUAAAAGCGUAUAAAGACUGUUACGAAAGGCGACUAAGGCGGUGGUAACAACUAUGGAACUGCUGCUGUGUAAGUACUGUGUUGAUCAGCAGGCACGUAAAUUAACUAGUGGGAAUAACCCCUCCCACUAGUUACCACCAACUUGUUAUCAGUGGUAACAAUUGGUAUUUUUCUUCCCACCUGUCCCCAGUGGUAACAACUGAAUAAAAAAUCCUAGUAGUUACGACUUACUAACAACGUAGUGGUUACAGCUGGGUAUAACCCAUAAAUUGUCGUAUAAACAACGCUGUUGCCAUGGCUGCCAUUGAUGAUAUCUAUUUUGAUUUGAUUACUUUGUGCUGUAUUUCUCUGAAUAAUAUAUGAUUAUAAUUAUUUAUAGUAACAUAAGUAAUGAUCAUUUUGUUAGGGCUUGUUAUAUAUUUGUACAAAAAAUAUGAUAAGACAAAUAGAAGUAUGAUAGUACCUAUGUAUUAAAAUAUCUGAACUCUGUACCCCUUUAAAAGUUAGAACGUGUGUACAUAAAUUAUACUCACUGAGUAGUAUCGCAUGAAGGUAUAAACGUGGAUAUUUUGCUCUAAAUAUUCAUAAAAGUAUUGUAACUAACAUAAUAUUAUGUUUUACAGAUAUGUAUAACGUACCAGCCGAUUCAGAAUAUGCCUGUAGACCCAUUUCGUAACCUGGCGUCUGUUUCUUAAUCUAAAUUUGUCACCUGACAGGCUGACACGACCAGAAAAAUCUCUACAUUCCAGGGUCGGUAGGUAACAACAAUGUGUAGUAGUUAGUUUUCAAGCUGUAAUUCAAUACAAUUAGCUGGAAAUUUGGCAUAAUUAAUGGAGAACUUUUAUCUAUCAGGAUAUGUCGGUUAUAGAGCAAAGUUAAAUUUUAUCUACUCUCCCCUCCCCUCCGGGGCGAGCGUCACCCCCCCGCACCCUCUAAUAUGUCCCGGAGUGUGGUAUUUUCCACUUAAAAAAGAAACCGAACACGAUACAUAAAAACCGGCCAAAAGCAUGUCGGGCCAUGAUCAGAGUAGGGUUCCGUAGUUACUCCUCCGUCACAAUAAGCUAAACUGGAGCUUAAAGUAUAGUAGAUUGAACAACCAAGGGAUGAACUGACGUGACGACCGGUCUGGCCUAGUGGGUAGUGACCCUGCCUACGACGCCGAUGGUCCCGGGUUCAAAUCCUGGUAAGGGCAUUUAUUCGUGUGAUGAGCAUGGAUAUUUGUUCCUGAGUCAUGGGUGUUUUCUAUGUAUUUAAGUAUUUAUGAAUAUUUAUAUAUUAGGUAUAUAGAUCGUUGUCUAAGUACCCUCAACACAAGCCUUAUUGAGCUUACUGUGGGACUUAGUCAAUUUGUGUAAUAAUGUCCAUUAAUAUUUAUUUUAUUAUUUAUUUAUUAUUUUUAUGAACUGUGGAUGUACUUACGUCUUUUUACUAUGAAGGGGAUUUUUUUGCGAUAACUCAAAAACAGCUAAACUGAUCAAAUCCGCUAUAGUUUUCGUUUAAUGUCUUUUUUAAGCUCUACUUCCAAGAUUUUUUCAUAAUUUUUGAAGUUAGGGGGGGGGGGGAAACUCUUUUUUUUUUCUUUCGGAGCGUUUAUCUCCGAAUAUAUUCACUUUAUCAAAAAAUGUGUGUUGAAGACCCCUAUUUGUUUUGAGAGACCUUUCCAACGAUAUCCCAAACAGUAGGGUUGAAGCAAAAAAAAAAAUUCACCCCCACUUUACGUGUAGGGGAAGUACCCUAAAAAAAUUUAAUUUUUAGAUUUUAUUGUACGACUUUCUCGGCUUUAUUUCAGCUUUCUAGCACUAACGACCACGGAGCAAAGCCUCGGACAGACAGACAGACAGACGGACAUGGCGAAACUAUAAGGGUUCCUAGUUGACUACGGAACCCUAAAAAGUGUGUAGGAACGAAAUAAUCCUUGAUAAAUUUGCUAGAAACCUCUCAUACGUACAAAAGAAAUAUCACUUAUAGUUUCAGCGCAAUCAGCCACCAAUACGAAUGUUUUUAAUAAUUUAUUAAUUUUGUUUGCUAAUCGUUUAGUUAGUUAUUUCAAUAAAUUCACAUUAACUUCCAAGAUAUGUACGACAAAAGUAAAGAAUAGAAUAUACUCUUUAUAAAAAGGUAUAAUUCAUUUCUAAACUAUUUUAUUUAUUGUUGAUACGCUAUUUUUUUAAAUGUUAAUUAAUUCGGCCAUUCAGCGAAAUAUAAUCAUUCGUACUCGUUAAACGCUGUUAUUUUAAAUACGAUAGACUUUUUAUGUUUUACUGUAAUCUAUAGGUAUAGAACUAGUCUCUGUAUUUUGUUUUUUAAUUUUUAGGCCCAAUAUUUUAGGAAAUAAGGGGGUGGGGACAUGGUUAAUUUUCGCCUAUUUUCUUAAAUAACUUCGAUUUCGUUCCUACACACUUUUUAUGUAUCGUGUGCGGUUUUUUUUAAAGUGGGUUUAUAGCAAAUUUAUCAAGGAUUAUUUCGUUCCUACACAUUAUGUAUCGUGUGCGGUUUUUUUUAAGUGGAAAAUACCACGCUCCGGGACAUAUUCGCGGGCGCGGGGGGGGGGGAGGAUAGUUAAAAUUUAACUUUACUCUGUAACCUACAUAUCCUGAUAGAUAAAAGUUCUCCAUUAAUUAUGCCAAAUUUUCCAUACAUUUGAAUCUAAUUUUCUUCAACUACAACCUUAUGGCUAACUCUUUGUCUAUUGUAAGUAAAACCGCACGUGUUCCUAUCUGCAAAAAAAGGUUCGGUCAUUGGCGUAUAAUUCUAAUUGGCACCUGAGCGCGGGCUAGUCCUACGCUCAAAAAAGCGCUCCGAUAACGCGCCUUGGUUAGGCAUCUCGAUGACACAUUUUUAUACUGGUUCUGUAGCGUUCGGUUCGCCCCAGGGCGACCCCACAUUAGCGUUUCCCGAACCUCGGCGUCUAGUGAACUCUAUGGCAGCUGCUCGACGCGACGUUGGCGUAUCUGCGCAGCGACAGCAGCAUUUUCCACAGCGCUGACUAGAUGCCAACGCUCAAAAGAGGCUAGUAUGGGGUAGCUCUAACCGUACAGGGACCAGACAGCCUCGUAAAAUGUUUUUCCAUUUGAAUUUUAUUGCAAUUUUCUCAGCAUUUGCAAUUCAUUAACCGGUUGCAGUGACCGAACCUUCUUUAAGCAGGUGAGUGUACGUGAGGCUUUACUUACAAAUAUUUGGGAGACCGAGAUUUACUCGAAAAACUAAAAAAAUAAUUAAAAAAUCUGGCUAGAUCGAUUUUUCUCCCUUCAAAUCCCCCAUAUUAUAUUGGGUGAUAACAAAAAAUGAGAAUGAUUUUCUGUAGACUUAUAAACAAAACUGUCUACAUAAACACACACACAAUGCUGUUGAUAAAGUUGUUGCUAGUUCUUUUGAGAUUCUUGAAUUUCAUAUUUUUUAUUUCUUCAAACAUUUAUUUUUGUUAGACUGGAGUCACUGGAGUCGAAACAAGAAACUCUGCGAAAACGUGUUGUACAUUUUAAAAAUUCUAACUUAAACAUGGAAAAAGGGACACACAGUGGGUCAUUUUAGUACAAAUGUACCAGUUUCUACUAUAUAUAAAAAUAGAAGUACUUCUUGCAUCCUUGACUAUAAAGCGCAAAAAUGAUAGUGGCUGGCCAGCGAAGAUAAUAACCAAGGCAAGGCGAGCCUGAAUUGACUCAAAAGCACUUUUAAUUAUAUGAAUUCCAUGAGCUAACGAGAUGUCGCCAAAUUUUUUAAGUGUUACCAACUGUAUAUUAAUUUGUCGAUCAUUAAAAAAUAUAGGUCUGGAAUGCUACUAGAAGAUAAGAGCCCCGUAAUACACUGAUCAGUAAAAAUCGACCAUAAUGGUCUCAGUGUCGCUAGAUGACUCGGAAUAGGGUUGUUUCCAUCUACAAAUCUUAGGGCAGAAUUGUAUCCCAAUAAAUUCUUUUGGAUUAUAAGAAUAUGUUAAACUUCUUUUAGGGGACCUAUAAUGAGCCUAUUUUUGUAAAUAUUGAAUUUAAAAUAUCUUUUGGCACACGUCACGUGACCAAACUCGAAACGUCAUUGACGAUUCUGAUGACGUCAUAACUCUCGGAUUGACACUGUUGACAGUUAGACGAUAAACAACAAAUGACAAAUGUCAGUUGACAGUUCGUAUCUUCUACGUGUGUAUGUAUGUUGUGUCAAACCGUAAACUGUGACGUUACACAAUUUUCAAAGAGCGUUUUGGGCGCGAAAGCAUCUGUCAAAAUAUAUUUUGUUAAUUUAAUUUAAUUAAUAAUUUAAUUUAUUUUGUUAAUAUGUUUUGUUAAUAUUUAAAGCCGUUUUUAGUAUAAAAGUUGAAUUUUAGGGCAACUUUUAGUUAAUAUAGAACGUAAUACAAGCGUUUCAAAAAAUUGGAAACAACCCUAUUGCGAAAGGAAAUCAUUCAGUUUGGAUGAUGAAAGUUAAUUUCCUUUUGGCAAAACUGUACCCCUAGUGUAAAUAAAUUCGAUUUCGAAACGUGACGUACGCGUUUGCGUUUAGUCUCAUUUUGUAUUGGAUUUAGAAAGAGCGCGCCAAGCGACGUUUUGGAAACUCAAAAUCCUAUACAAAAUGAGACUUAACGCAAACGCGUUCGUCACGUUAUGAUGUCGAUCAAAUUUACACUAGGGGUACUGAUAUACCUGGAAAUGGUUGAUACUAUACUAGCAAUAAUUCUACAGUACCAGGAAAUAUCAAAUACAUGUAUUAUGGACAAGUUUGAGCAGACAUACAUUACAAUUCUAGGACUCCGAUAACAUACCAUUUGUAUGUAAGUCCGAAAUUCCUCAAACCCACAAUGUCGGCCGAUUGAUAGUUUUUUUUGGCUGUUUGAGUAGUUAAGUGUCUAAAAAUAAUUGGAGAGCUGAAAAUUGUGCCCAACUAAUAAAAAUAACUAAGACUUGCGUGUCCAAAAAUGGACAAAAACGGUGUCCAAAGGUCUUAUUCGAACUUUAUAUCUAAACUACGUGAAAAGCUGACCACGGGCCCUAUUCUAACAUCCAUUAAUGUUAUUGUAAAUAAUUAUCUUGUAUAUAUUGCCUAAUAAUAACAAAGUAUCGUAAAAAGUUAUAUGAGUGUAUUUUCACAGCUCUGAAAUAAUUCUCAUUUGUUUGUUAUCACCCGUUAACAAACUUCAUUGAAAUCGUUAGAGCCUCUUACGAGAUCCCCGAAAUUAUAUAUAUAUAUUACUCGUUUAAAGGUAUAAAUAAUAUAUGUAGGUAUAAUAAUUAAUAAAAUAAGAUAUCUGAGUUAGCCUUAAGGGCUAGCUUGAAACUAACAACUAUAAUACAAUUACAAUUUGUACAAUAGCGUUAAGGCCCCGUAGAAUCAUGUUUUUCUCUUUUUCACUGAUCGUAAGCGUGAGCGAGAUAGAUUUGCGUGCUCGAAACCGCGGAUAUAAUGUUUCUUUUUUUUUAAUUUAUUGUAAAAAAAGUAAUCAAUGAGUUUGCUCAAAACAAAACUGCAUUUUUAGAAGCAAUUUUCAUGUUUUUAGCCUUUGUGCAUGAAGUGUUACAAAUUUUUAAAGUGCGUUUUAUCCAAAAAACAGGGUUAAAAUCGAUGUAGUCACUAGAGAAAAUCCUCAAGAUUAUCUAUAAAAGCGGUACGAUACUCUGAAGUCUGAACCUAUGGCACCUUAAUGUGGAAUUGUGAUGUAAGGCGACAAUAAUGGGAAAAAGUAGUAGCGAUGAAACAGGGGCCUGGUUGCUAAACUUAUUAAUUUAUUAUGAAUUGGUCAUGUUUUUUAUGUUUCUACGUCUUAUAAUUCGCUUAUUUUUUUCAUAAUAAUACCUAAAUGAUUAAAAAAACUGCUGUCAGUUUAGUCUAUUUAAUAUUAAAUAUGCUUGGAUUCAAGCGGCGGAUUUUUUGUCGAAUUUGUCGGGUUAUUCCCACCAGUUACCACUAAGUUGUUACCAGUGGUAACUACUGGAAAAAACAUUCCCACCUUUUACCAGUGGUAACUGCUGGGAAGGAAGGAAAAAAAUCCAGUAGUUACUACCAAACCGAGUUGGUUGCCACCAAACCACCAAAAUGUUGUUAGAGUUCAAUACUAAUAAAAACACUAGAAAUAGUAUACCUAGUUGGUUACUAAAUUGUGUUACUUCAAUAAUCUUUAUCUACAUAAAAUAUACGAAUGAAAGUUGAAUAAACUAUACAUUAAAAUGAAGUACACAAAAUCAGGAAUUACAUAUGACAAUAUCAUUCAAAAUGGCCUCCUCUGGCCUUGACGCAGGCCCUCAAACGACGAGGCCAGUCAUCAAUAGCGGCACACGCACGAUUGUCAUGUCUAAUUCCGUCACUGUCUUAACUAUGGCCCGCUUGAGGGAGUCAAGAUUUGUGUGGGACGCACAGGCUUUCUCAAUAACCUGCCAUAUGGCAUAAUCCAGGGGGUUAAGGACGGCCAGUCUUGGUGGGCAAUAAAGUCACUUUUGUUCCUUCGAAACCAGGCUUGAGUUGUUUUUGCCUUAUGUGCAGGAGCUGAGUCCUGUUGAAAGACCCAUGGCUGGUUUUGAAAUAGGGAGUGGCUUAAGGGCUUCACUAUUGGUUCGAGAACGGUUUCCUGGUAAACUUUGGCCCCAGUUUACAGACCUUUUUCACAGAAAUGAACCUGUGUUAGCCCUGAGUAUGACACACCCAGCCAAAUCAUCACAUAAGAGGGAUGAUGGCCUCGUUGCACUCGGAACAGCCGUAAUCGCCUCUUGACUGUUUUUUGCAUACACCUCUGUCAUUCUGGCGGUUACAACAUUCUUCAAUGGUAAUUUUUUUUUUCAUCUGUAGGUAAAUAGUAUUUUUCGGUGGCGAUUUUGUGCGUACCGCUUCAAUAGAACGCGACUUCUCUCUAGCCUCAUAGUCUUUAAUCGUCCAUUAAGCAAAUGACCUUUUUUAUCUGCGGUAAGCGUGUAGUCCAAGGUCUUCAUUGAUAACUUUUUUUAGGGAGCUUCUCUUCAGACAUCUGUAUUGCCAACAACUUAUGCUUCCGGGCGGGGUUUCUUGCAAUUCUCGCCUUCGUACGUACUACAUUUCGAUGCUAGUUGUCAUAACUUGACGAGUACCGAGAUAUACACUCGCCUACGGCUCGUGGCAAGACUCGGGACGAGUGAAGAAUGACAUUUCCGCACGUGUAUCGAACGUUUUUUAAUACAGUUGCGAAAAAAUAAGAAAAACAACAUAAGACGGAAACAAUUGUAAAUAUAAAACAUUGUAAAAUAGAUCACAUACGGUCCGUCAGUCAAAGACCGACUAUUUUUGAUCACUUUAAGGCAGUUUACUGAAACAGUAAUCGACUUAUAAUGAGACUAAUAACUAAUUAACUUAUAAUUAAUUAUGGAUUAAAGCACUCUAUAUUUAUUCUGUUUUUGUUAGUAUUGAACGCUAACCAAAUUUUGGUGGUAACUACUGAGAAAAAAAUUCCCACCUUUCACCAGUGGUAACUACUGGAAAAAAAAAAUCCCACUGGUUACCACCAACUUGGUUUGGCGGUAACUACUGGGAUUUUUUCCCCAGUAGUUACUAGUGGUAAAAGGUGGGAAAAAAAUCCCAGUAGUUACCACUGGUAACAACUCGGCGGAAACUAGUGGGAAUAACCCAAUUUGUCGCCUGACUAGUCCGCUGCAGAGACUCGCAUAUGAAUGUUAAGAGUUUACCGGCGGUUGAUAAUAAUUAUACACUAUGACGAUGACAUACAUUUAUUGGGAGAUUUUGGUAUAGUUUUGUUUCCAUAAUAGCUAACAAGUAAUGCUAUAUGAUAUAUUUAUAAGAGAUAAUAAAUCUGAUUUCCUUUGA
This is a messenger RNA of Cydia pomonella (codling moth), 9586 nucleotides long. RefSeq names its product serine/arginine-rich splicing factor 4 (gene atms). Bases 289 to 1515 code for a protein of 408 amino acids. The record is from RefSeq and is a predicted model, not a curated record. The transcript has 3 exons. Lineage: Eukaryota; Metazoa; Arthropoda; Insecta; Lepidoptera; Tortricidae.